UCAAGUCCAUGCAGUCCCAUCCUGACCUGCAAGCCCCAAAGAGGAUACAGAAACACCCUUGAAAAUAUCAGCAAAACAAACUUUCUGUCCGUAUUCCGGCCACACUGCUGCCCCCUCCCCUUACCCCCCAUCCCCACUUCCACCUCACUUGGACUAUAUUUUUUUCUUCAGGACGAGAGGCUCCAGCUGAAUCAAAUCACACUCCGAGUUCCUGGAGGUGAUCUCUCACUUUUUCUUGGGUGGUGGUUUUGUGUUCGGGUCUCAGUGUCGGUGUGGAUGCGCAGAGAGAUCCAGGUUUGCUGGUUCCGUGUAUGGAAGUUGUGGGCUGCAAAACAGAGGCUGGAAGUUGCACGUUGCGCCCAGGACAGGGAGCCAUGCUUUUCCACGGGAUCUCCGGGGACCACAUCCAGGGCAUCAUGGAGGAGAUGGAGAGGCGCUCCAAGUCCGAAUCCCGGCUCGCAAAAGGGAUGCAGCUCAACGGCAGAGAGGCGACUCUGCCUUCCAUGAGCCCUGACAAGGCGGCUCUGUGCGCCGGCUGCGGGGGCAAGAUCUCGGACAGAUAUUACCUGCUGGCCGUGGACAAGCAGUGGCAUCUCCGCUGCCUCAAGUGCUGUGAAUGUAAACUCGCUCUGGAGUCCGAACUGACGUGUUUUGCUAAAGACGGAAGCAUCUACUGCAAAGAGGAUUAUUACAGAAGGUUCUCGGUGCAGAGGUGCGCGCGCUGCCACCUCGGGAUCUCGGCCUCGGAGAUGGUGAUGAGAGCGCGCGACUCCGUCUAUCACCUGAGCUGCUUCACCUGCACGACCUGCAACAAGACGCUGACCACCGGCGACCACUUCGGCAUGAAGGACAGUCUGGUCUACUGUCGACUGCACUUCGAGAGCUUGGUGCAGGGCCCGGACUACCACCCGCAACUGAACUUUGCCGAGCUGGCGGCUAAAGGCGGCGGCCUCACUCUGCCGUACUUCAACGGCUCCGGGGGCGCACAGAAAGGGAGGCCGCGAAAGAGGAAGAGUCCUGCCAUGGGGAUGGAUAUACCCAGCUACAACGCAGGCUGCAACGAGAACGACACUGAUCACUUAGACCGAGACCAGCAGUCCUACGCUCCCACACAGAAGACCAAGCGCAUGCGUACGUCUUUCAAACAUCACCAGCUGCGGACAAUGAAAUCCUACUUUGCUAUCAACCACAACCCUGAUGCCAAGGACUUAAAGCAGCUGGCCCAAAAGACGGGUCUAACUAAAAGAGUUUUACAGGUUUGGUUCCAAAACGCAAGAGCCAAAUUCAGAAGGAACGUUUUACGGCAGGAGAAUGGAGGUGUUGAUAAGGCCGACGGCACCUCACUUCCUCCACCCUCAUCUGACAGUGGGGCCAUGACCCCCCCCUCCAGCGCAGCCACACUAACUGACCUGACAAACCCCUCAAUCACUGUAGUGACCUCUGUCACAUCUAGUUUGGACAGCCAUGAUUCGGGGAGCCCUUCGCAAACUACCUUGACAAACCUUUUCUAACAAGACAUUGGACUGAUCCUGUUAUUUUUGCUUUUGCUAGUUUCAUUUUAAGUGACGCCUUUAAAUCCAACCAGAGACUACUCCUCGAAACAUGAAACACUACACCCACCUGAAAGGAAUAAUUUAAAUUUGCUCAAAUUGGCAGCAAAAUAAUUUCAACACAGAUGUUUGAAAAUCUGAAAUUUUCACUUAAGAAUAACUCAACGCCUGACUGUUUUACUUGAUUUGUAUAUUUGUAUGUUAAAAUAAAUAAGCCCUCUUUAAUUUAUGUUUCAUUGGUAAUUUGUAGAUUUUUUUUAUUUUCCAAAUUUGACCUGUACAUGUCUGCACUGUGUUUGCACUAUUCCAUUUAAGUAUAACUUUUGAUCUUUUUGGAAAUAAUUUUGGGAAAUAAACUUGUAGAAUGUUCUGUAUGUGGGUAACUCCAGAAAACAGACUUCAAUUCUUUCACCGAAUGUUUCAGUCCCGGAGACUGAGUUGGAUGGAGUCAGACUUUGGAAUAUCUCACAUGUGAUUAUACAGGAGUCAGGUAGAUGAAGGGGAAAAGUACUUUAUGUCGUGAUUCAAAUUGCCACCAUGACUCACACAGUCAGCGUCUGAUAGGUAGAAAUCCACACCGACCCUUGGGUUUUAGAGCAUUUUGUGAUCAACUGACAGCUACGUUCACAUUAUGUUAACCUGAGUCGACUUAAAACUUUCAUUGAUCUAAUGGGCUAAAAUUACUAUUAUAGGAAACAUCCUGUGUCACUUUGUGCUCAUCACUGAAUUUUUAUGGAACCUUAAAAUCAAAUUAAAUUUCGAUGUUUUCAGUCAGUUCAUGAAUAUUUGAAGUAAUGAGCAUGCUGGCAUGAAAACAAUAUAGACGUGCUUUUUCCCAAUUCUUAUUCAUUCCACCAUGACAAGAUUACUCAGAUUGGGAUAAAAGUCAAACCAACUUGUCAGAUUUCAGCUGCAGCAGCUCUUUGGUUGCUUUCGUGGAAAUAAUGAGACUAGUUCUAUUUGUGCGGAAAAAAAUAGACAUUGUGAAGUUCUCAAAAUAGCAUGAACCCAAAGAGGAAAUGUUAUCCUCACAUCUGAUCACAGCACAGCCAGACAUUGUUUUGGUAGAAUGUGCUUAUGUGUGAAACACUGCUUCUUUAGUUAAUCAACUCAUUCAUUCAUGUAUUCAUUCAUCAUCAACUUGUUGCCAGUUGAAAAGAGGCUUUUGCCCAGCCACUGCGAAAUCCAUCAUUCUGAGAUUCCCCUCUACAUCUUUUGUAGAAAAUGAUGCACCUUUUACACGUUGUUGAUGAAACCUAAAUAUCACUAUUUUUUUGUCUCAAAAGUCCCGUAAUGAUUGGAAUGCAUUUCAUAUCCUCUCUUAAGAAUAGCAAUCAAUACAUGAGCACGAGCUGUUAAUUGUAGUAAACCGUUUUAAAGCACAACGUUGCACAGUGAAGCCGACAUGUAGUGUGAACGUAACUAUCAGACACGCUUGAUCGCAGAAACCCCAAUCACCCGCAGCGGCCACUGAAAAGUGCAUUAUUGUUUUUAACUUGUUGCUCAGGGUAACAAAGUGAUUUGCUUUCUGAAGGGAGGGGGUGAAUGACUUUAAACGGUUGAUCGACAGAGCUAGUAAGAGGAGCAUAGGUGGAGUUUAGAAAGCGUGACAUCACUAUCAUCUUCUGUUUUUCGGACAUUCUUAUCAUUUUUGAAUACUCAACACCAAAAGUGAGAAAAAAAAAAUCUUAAACGGAGCGGUCAUUCAUUACGAGGGUCACAAAUUUGUUCUGUGUCGGGACAAAGUGGUUCUCUAGAUCUACUUGAUGAGGUAGACGCCUAACUCAGUUCUACUAUGUGCCUUAUACUAUAACUUGGAAGAAAGGUUUGUGAAAUUCAGGAUCCAUGUGUUCUCUGUCAACUGAUCCUUUUGAUGCCUCACUAGUUUUGUACUGUUUUGCAUCUUAUUUUUGAAGAUCUUUCUAUGGUGUGAUUCUGUUUUGAAAAUAAAAAGGGGUUGGAGGGGUGAUGUUGGGGGCAGCGAUGGCAUAGAAAGCGUUUGUGCACUCUUUCAGAUAUAGUUGGGUAAUCCAAGAACCUUAUAUAUUGAUCUUCGUGUUAAUAGUUGAGUACAGUAAGUGUUCUAUCAAGAUUGUCCAUGUUUCCCUGUUUCUUGAUAAAGAUGGUGUAUAGAAGCUAUUUCCCCUUAAAUAUUUAUGGACCAAACGGUUGUUAUAUAUCUUAUUAAAUUUGUGUGAAUAAAAAAAAAUACUUUGCUUUAAAAGGUUUUUUAUUUGUCAUUACCAUUUUUCUUGUGUUCCUUUUUGAAUACUACUUUUCUUUUCCCAUCAACAAACGAGAAGAGAUGAGCCGUCCCUCAUGUUUUUUUUUGUUUUUUUUUUGCCUCCAUUUUUAAUUUUAUGAUGUUUAACGUAAUGCCCCAUGGAUUUGCAUCUAAACCCUGCAGACAGAAGAUUGCUUUUUUAAUGCAUGACCGUGGCUUUAAAUUUUAGCUCAGGGGAAUGUUGCAAAGCACAUAUUGAUAGCUAUUGUUCUCCAUUUAUGUUUGACUUAAUCCUAAAAUGAAGUCCGAUUAAAUGCAGACCUCAUAAAGCCAGGUUGCUCUGUAGUUAAUAUAUUCUUACUC
Synchiropus splendidus (mandarinfish) is the source of this 4137-nucleotide messenger RNA. RefSeq names its product LIM homeobox 9 (gene lhx9). NCBI's taxonomy places the organism in Eukaryota, Metazoa, Chordata, Actinopteri, Syngnathiformes, Callionymidae. Gene Ontology annotation, biological process: neuron differentiation; regulation of transcription by RNA polymerase II. Gene Ontology annotation, cellular component: nucleus. The transcript is spliced from 5 exons. Gene Ontology annotation, molecular function: RNA polymerase II transcription regulatory region sequence-specific DNA binding; DNA-binding transcription factor activity, RNA polymerase II-specific. Bases 312 to 1511 code for a protein of 399 amino acids. The record is from RefSeq and is a predicted model, not a curated record.